Molecule: messenger RNA, 2087 nt
Organism: Salmo salar (Atlantic salmon)
Lineage: Eukaryota; Metazoa; Chordata; Actinopteri; Salmoniformes; Salmonidae
Gene: gatd1
Product: glutamine amidotransferase class 1 domain containing 1
Cellular component (GO): cytoplasm
Molecular function (GO): glyoxalase III activity
Source: RefSeq, a predicted model, not a curated record
UGAAACCGGAUGUUGAACUGUCAUUGGCUAGAGGAAGUUGAACUGUGAUCACAUCCUGUUUUUUUAUUUUUUAAACAAUGUUCUGAAUUAUCAGCCAACGGAUUUGAUCUUGGUAAACCACUGAAAUGUCUUCUAAACCCACUUGUCUAAUUGUGGCCAGUGCAGCUGCACAAGGAGUGUCAGCUCGAUCGUUCCAUCAAGCCUUCUGUCUCUGCAGUUCAGUGUUCAACCUGCAGACGGCUACACCAGGGGGGAAGCCCAUAGAUUUUGUCGGGGUGGAUGAAACCACAGCCAGAUGGGUCCAAGACUUCAGCCAAAAGUCUUUUGCAACCCCAGCCAAGUUGGAGUCCAUAGACGGUGCUCGGUACCAAGCUCUGCUGAUUCCAGACUGUCCUGGGGCGCUCACUGACCUGGCACACAGUGGCUCUCUGGCUCGUAUCCUCGCACACUUCACCUCACAGCAGAAGGCCGUGUGCGCUAUAGGACAAGGGGUGUCUGGUCUGUGCUGCGCCAUAGUAGAGGGACAGAAGUGGAUCUUCACUGGCUACAGUCUCACUGGGCCGUCUGUGUUUGAGUUGGUGAGGAGGCCAGAUUUUGCCAACCUGCCUCUGAUCGUGGAGGACUUUGUCAAGGACAGCGGAGGAUCGUACACCGCUAGUCAGGAGGAUGCCAUGCAUGUAGUGAUCGACAGACACCUGGUGACCGGACAGAACGUCCAGUCUACAUCAGUCGCUGUCAAUAACCUCAUCAUGCUCUGUAAUGGAAAGUAACAUGUCUUCUGUUCUGCUACGUAGGGGACCAAGCUAAAAAGCCUUGGGCCGGGAUUCAAUCCGAUCGUGCUUUGACGGCUAUGCGCCAUUUUAAAAAGGUAAUCUGCCAUCGAAUCGACACAUGCAGCGUUUAUCAUGAAUGCGUUGGGAAUAUUGCCUUUAAAGGAGCUACUGCCUUUGAAAAGCAACAAAUCCAUUUGAAAAUGGCCAAUUUGGCAUCGAUAUGAGAUAGAAACAGAUGUUCUACUGUCAAAAUUGACUGCAAAGUGUAAAUCGGGUUAAUUUUGGUCAGAAAGUCAGUCUUGUCUAAAAUGGAGUUUGGAACAUCUGUGUGUCACAACGGAUAAAUGAAGGUUGGGUUUUGAUUUGACGAUGUCCAUUUACCCACUAACACGGGGUGAACCGAGAUUGUUCUCUAUCCAAUAGAAUAAACAGUGAGACAGACCUGCCCAGCAGCUACGACUUUUACAUAAGACAACAAAUCGCACAUUUCUUUUUUUUUUACUUGAGAAAAACUGCACCAAACACCUUUUUUUAGAUGUAAAAUUACACAACUAAAACAUCUACAUUUUAUUACAGAUUUAUUAUCUUCGAUUCAUUCUGGGGGUGUUUUUUUUCCCAGGAAGUGAAAUAGGCUUCAUGGGGAACAAACAGAUUUAAUCAAACCUCAGAAUCAAUCAGGAAACACACAAAACAAAACUGAAACCUGUUUUUCUAAUAAGCGACAGAAAAAACCGUGGCUCUUUUUAAAAGGUGCGUAGCGCGCAAAGCGCGAUCGGAUUUAAUCCCGGCCUUAUUUUGACAUGAACAGGAUAUGAUUUAGCAGACAGGGUUCAUCAGAGUAUACAUACAGUAACGAAACGGAACCUUUCAAAUACAGGUGUCACAGGCAAAAUCUCAAAGUAGAGCUCCUCUACAUUUAGUGCUAUCAAGGACAAAUAUAAUGGUUCUGGGUACAAAAGCAUUUAGUAAGAUAUGAGGACAUGGUGUACAACUCUUGUCUUAUGUACUAUACACCAGGGUUGGUACAAUUCCAUUUCACAAAGUAAACCAAAUUACAAUUAGAUUCCAACUUUACCUUGAAGAGAAUUGGAAUUUCAGUGCUCUUCCUGAAUCGACUGGAUUUUAGAUGGAAUUGAGGUCAACCCUGCAGUCUACUACAGCAGAGGUUUGUAGUACUACUAGUUUAACACACACGUCAAGCCUAGUUCAGCAGCCACCGGGUGAGGUAUUAGGAAAAGUAUCACUGUAUGUAUGUACAUUUCUAUUGUCGAUUACAUUUUGUUCCUAUUAAAAACAAACAAUGUACCUCUUUUA